AUGGGCCUCUUCACGAGAAAAAAGGUCGACGGCGAGGUCGGCACAGAUAUGCCAACCAGCGACACCACGGCGUCUGGUACUACGAACGGCAAGACAGGAAUAAGCAGAUUUGGCAGACGUCGCAAGGAUGCUACUGUCAUGCCAGCAUCUCGCUCUGCCACUGCUGGAGCUGUUUCCCACAAAGCCAUGCGUCUUGUACAGCUCCUGCUAGCCAUUUUGAUUCUUGGACUCAUAGCCUAUGCUGUCAACAUCUACCAGGCCACAUUCUUGCAAUCUGCAUACAUACCUGCACUGGUGGCUGCUAUACUAACCAUUCUAGCCACCAUCCCUUUGGCUUUCUUGUCACGCCCGCCUGGUCUGUCCUCGCAUCGUCUCUCUGCUGGAUCGGUCGACUUGUUCUUUGCACUGUUCUGGCUGGCCAUCAUGGCUGAGCUUGCCGCGUACAGUGAUGUGGCAGCGCCUAGGUCUCUCUCAUACUAUACUGGUGGCUUCGAUCAACAGACGAAUGGCAACGCUGAGUAUGCGGCCUACAACGGCACCAUCAGCAAACUCAAGACAGCAUGGGCGUGUGGAGCUGCGGCAGCUGCGUUUGCUGGAGUCGAAUUGUGA
Aureobasidium namibiae CBS 147.97 is the source of this 609-nucleotide messenger RNA. RefSeq lists its product as uncharacterized. The coding region runs from base 1 to 609 and encodes 202 amino acids. The record is from RefSeq and is a predicted model, not a curated record. Lineage: Eukaryota; Fungi; Ascomycota; Dothideomycetes; Dothideales; Saccotheciaceae. The transcript is spliced from 2 exons. Gene Ontology annotation, cellular component: membrane.